AUGAUAUUUACAACUACGGUCCUUCUUUUGAUCAUCCGAGAUGCGCAGUCGAUACUGAAUAGCCCUCUACCAUGUAUAAUAUGUCUAGAAUGUAACAACUCACGUGACUCGCUCACGCUAAGUAGUCGGAAGAAGAAGAGAGGGCUCUGGUGUUGCUACGCCUCUAUCACGCGGUUUUAUGAAUUAGAUUCGUGUCGUAAGGUCGAUCAUCCCUGCUGUGACUGUGAGAUAUCAAUAAGAAUACAAUUUUCUGAAAAACAAGGAAACCAACAAGGAACGCCGCAAAGACGAGUUAAACCUAACCCAUUUUUCUUUACCAUUUCCGACCCUCACGAGAUGAAAUCCAUCAAGAUUGGUGAAGAUUUGCCCUAUCGUCAACGAGGAAGACGUUUACAGAGUCCAAUCGCUAUGGGGCAGCCACCAAAGGAAACUGUUCUGGAAGAAGUUUUUAAAAAAGAAAAAGUAGAUGUUGAGGCUAAACCGUGGUCUCAUGUACGGUUAGUUAGGGUAACGUAA
Limulus polyphemus (Atlantic horseshoe crab) is the source of this 516-nucleotide messenger RNA. RefSeq lists its product as uncharacterized. The transcript has 2 exons. The coding region runs from base 1 to 516 and encodes 171 amino acids. The record is from RefSeq and is a predicted model, not a curated record. NCBI's taxonomy places the organism in Eukaryota, Metazoa, Arthropoda, Merostomata, Xiphosura, Limulidae.